Messenger RNA from Amblyraja radiata (thorny skate), 2575 nucleotides. RefSeq names its product dipeptidase 1-like. The transcript has 10 exons. Lineage: Eukaryota; Metazoa; Chordata; Chondrichthyes; Rajiformes; Rajidae. Bases 943 to 2196 code for a protein of 417 amino acids. Gene Ontology annotation, biological process: proteolysis. Gene Ontology annotation, molecular function: metallodipeptidase activity. The record is from RefSeq and is a predicted model, not a curated record.
UUGGAAUGGACUCGGUGGGUCGAAGGGCCUGUUUACGCACUGUAUUUCUGAAGACUAAAGUUUAAACUGAGGCAGCUGUUGCUGAGUGUGUGACAAACAGUGAUAGGAAAUCCAUUGAGGGUGACAACUACCUAAUGAAAAAUCCUCCUCUGCAUUUAGUUAUCCCUCGCCUCUACUGAUGGCCAAGUUGCAGUUGGUGCAUUAGUGUAUCUCUCACUGUGUCCCUUCUCUUUCUCAACACCCCAGAAGCUGCAUGUUCUUCCUUUCACACAUACAAGAACUGAGCAGGCACUGCUCAGGAAGAUAGCAUUUCUGAUUCUACAGUCACCUCAAACCACCGUCCUAUUGUGUGGUAGGAACUGAUCCAUUGGAACCAACAUCCAAACAAGGAGAAUGUGAAGCAGGCCUUUGUAGCCUUUAUCAACUUGCUUAUUACUUGAUUGUAACAGAAUUGUGGACAAUCUUUUGUAAAAUCUAGGUUCCUUUUCUAAAAAUUCACAACAUAAAGAAUGCAUCUAAAUAGUAUCAAGGACAAGAAAUAUUUUCUGGAAGAAAAAUUGAAUUUUCUAUCUCAAAUUACAUCAGAAAUAACAUCUGAAGAAGGGUCUCGAGCCGAAACGUCGCCUAUUUGAUUCGCUCGAUAGAUGCUGCCUCACCCGCUGAGUUUCUCCAGCAUUUUGUCUACCUCAGAAAUAACAUGGUUUUUCAUUCUCAUUUAAAAAGUCUGUUUGCCCCCCCCCCCCACCCCAAAACCAAACCGUUCAUAAAAUAUAACUUACAUUGGCCGGAUGUGCACAGAUGUCAUUGUUUCUAAAUUACUUAAACAAAAAUUAAGUGUUUCCUGUGAUGGAAAACCAUUGUGUAAAAAUCUGGGCUUGUCAGCAGAAAGUUCAAAUGGCAAGAAACACAUUGUCGGUGUGAGAAGCUUUAAGUCCUGGAGAGAUGGCGCUUGAAUGUUGGAAUAUGUUAUUGAUACUUUUAAUACUGGGUUUUGUAAGGCAUACAGCUAUGCUUUCUUUGCGUCAACAGGCUGAGUUGUUAAUGAAAAAUACUUCACUGAUUGAUGGGCACAAUGACCUUCCGUGGCAGCUGAUGAAGAGGGUGAGUAACAAUCUUUCUGCUGUGGACCUCAACACGUGGAAUGUUACUCAGACCAACCUGCAGAAGCUCCGGGCCGGUUUGGUUGGCGCUCAGUUCUGGGUUGCCUUUGUGCCAUGUGCUGCACAGAACAAAGAUGCAGUCCGCCAAAUCUUGGAACAAAUAGACGUGAUAAAGAGAAUGAUAGAGAUGUUCCCGGACGAUUUUCAUCAUGCAACAACAGCGGAUGGAAUCGUACAAGUAUUUCGUAGUGGUAAAAUAGCCAGCCUUAUCGGUGUGGAAGGUGGCCAUGGAAUCGACAGUAGUCUAGCAACUUUGAGAAUGUUCUAUGAUCUUGGAGUCCGUUACCUGACAUUAACGCAUGCCUGCAACACACCAUGGGCAGAUACCAGUAGAGUGGACAGUGGCCAUGUGAAGUCUGGCGUCCAAGGAUUGUCCCAUUUUGGAAAAGAAGUUGUGAAAGAAAUGAAUCGUCUGGGAAUGUUAGUUGAUCUGUCCCACGUCUCCAAGGAUACGGCUCUGGCCGCACUGGAAGUAUCAGCCGCUCCCGUCAUUUUCAGCCAUUCCUCCGCAUUUACUCUGUGCAACCACACCAGGAAUGUCCAGGAUCAUGUUCUACGUAAACUGGCAAACAAUUCAGGGAUUGUGAUGGUAAAUUUUUACCCCAAGUUUAUUUCUUGUGAAGAAAUUGCUACCUUAUCCCAAGUGGCAGAUCAUCUUGAUCACAUUAGAAGUGUUGCUGGUGCAGAUUGUGUGGGCAUUGGCAGUGACUUUGACGGCUUUGAAAGGGGACCUGUUGGUCUGGAAGAUGUUUCAAAAUAUCCCGAUUUGAUUGUCGAGCUUCUUUGGCGUAACUGGACAGAAAAUGACAUUAAAAAGCUGCUUGGUUUAAACAUCUUACGAGUCUUUAAGAAAGCUGAAGAAGUAAGCAUGCAGCUUCAGAAAACCACCCAGCCAUCAAACGCCGUCAUUUCUCAGGAUAAGGUGCAGAGUACAUGCAGAACAAUUCUCGGGUCUCCUGCAGCCCCGCUCUGCACCAGUCACAUUACCAACACAGUCAUGCUCGUUGUUUCUUUACUAAUCAUAACACUGUACUAAAUACAAUAUUAUAAAUGGAUUAACAUACAGAGGACUCGUAUAAUCACCAAUAGAAGAUUCUACUCUUAAUCACAUCUACUCUUAACAUGUUCCUUGAAUUACUGUAUAUAUCUGCAAGCACAAACUUCCCAAUCUACACUUAGAUGAAAAAUAGGUUUAUUUUCAUGGCCAUUUAAGACUGCUAUGUACCUCUUGAUUGAGCUUUCAUUUUAUAAUAUGCUAGGGUCUUGUGGACAGUGAUAGUCUUUAUUCAGCCAGGAGAAUUUCUGUACACACAUUUUGCAAUGUUCUGUGAAAUGUUGACAACGGAUGAUGCAACAUAUUAAUGUACAAAUAUAUGUAAUCAUUCAUUCAAAUUUAUAUAAACUACCAAAGAAGA